AAAAUAGAAGAAAAAAAAGGAAGAAAGAAGGAAAUACCUUCGCACAACCGCACAUUCGAAGAUUGCCAAGAUAAUCGAAGUAUCAUAGGGUCGCCAUAUUGACACUUCGUCAAUGUGGGUAUUUGUCGCUUAAGUUUUCGCUGGAAGUGUGCAUCGCAUCGCGGUCGGACCGAAGACACCAUUCUUGCUCCGUUUUGUGGUGCUCGCAAAACCCGUACACCGUCGAAGAAUGAGUCAUUACAGUAUCCGCUAAUGUCCUACAGAGUGUCUCUAGGAACCCGUGCUACUGUGUCGCGCUGAACGAGGAGGGUGGGAGAGACAUCGAAUCUUUGAGCCGUUUGUUUGGACGACAUAACAGUGCUUCAAGCCACACGCGGAACAACACCACCACCAAUCAACCGCAAGUGUCGACGGCUGCGAACAAAAAAAAAAAAACACCGUUCGGCGCACACCAAGGGCAACAACUGCUGCGUGCACUACUACACCUUUCGACCGUUCCGAAACCGAAAACAGCAAUCAAUCCCGCAACACCACCCCAUUUGCCAUCAAUCCAACACAUUAGACGGGACGGGACACGGGCGGUGGGCGACGUAACUGCAGGGCGGCUUGGUGUGAACACGGAGCGAACAGCGACAGCGACGAGCAAGAUGAACGAUUUCAUCGUGGCCGGCAAGUACCGCAUCAUCCGCAAGAUCGGAUCGGGCUCGUUCGGCGACAUCUACCUCGGCAUCAACAUCACCAAUGGCGAGGAGGUGGCGCUGAAGGUGGAGAGCAUACUGGCCCGCCACCCGCAGCUGACGUACGAGUACAAGCUGUACAAGGUGCUGACCGGGGGCGUCGGCAUCCCGCACAUCCGCUACUUCGGGCAGGAGCGCAGCUACCACGUGCUGGUGAUGGAUCUGCUCGGCCCCUCGCUCGAGGAUCUGUUCAACUUCUGCAGCCGGCACUUCACAAUCAAGACCGUGCUGAUGCUGGUCGACCAGAUGAUCGGCCGGCUGGAGUAUCUGCACAUGAAGAACUUCAUCCACCGGGACAUCAAGCCGGACAACUUCCUGAUGGGGAUCGGGCGGCACUGCAACAAGCUGUUCCUGAUCGACUUCGGCCUGGCGAAGAAGUACCGCGACUUCCGCUCCCGCAUCCACAUCUCGUACCGGGAGGACAAGAACCUGACCGGCACGGCGCGCUACGCCUCGAUCAAUGCGCACCUCGGCAUCGAGCAGAGCCGCCGCGACGACAUGGAGUCGCUCGGGUACGUGAUGAUGUACUUCAACCGGGGCUCGCUGCCGUGGCAGGGGCUGAAGGCGACCAACAAGAAGCAGAAGUAUGAGAAGAUCUCGGAGAAAAAGAUGUCCACCCCGAUCGAGGUGCUGUGCAAAGGCUUCCCGGCCGAGUUUGCGAUGUACUUGAACUACUGUCGCAGUUUGCGCUUCGAGGAGGGCCCGGACUACAUGUAUCUGCGACAGCUCUUCCGGAUCCUUUUCCGCACCCUCAACCAUCAGUACGACUACACGUUCGAUUGGACAAUAAUGAAGCAGCGAGCGAUGCAGCAAGGCAGCAACAACCCGCCAGCGGUCACAUCCGGCGAAAACAAACGGGAAGAGCGGCGCGACAAAGAUAAGCUGUCCAGCGACACGGAUGAGUAGGAAUUUUGAAUGUUAAGCAGCAAAGCAGGGGGUAAGCAGCACAGCACCCACGGAGCGGCGCCACAUGUACAGGGUGUGUGAUUGCAGCGUGUUUUUUCAAACACACAAAAAAGGACGUGCGCGCAUGAGAAUAAGCGCGCGCGUGCGGUGCGGUGCGGGUGAAGGGGUUCAAUCGUGGUCGGGACAGAAUUGGGUGAAAACGGAAGAAAGAGAUAGAAAGAGCGAGAUGGAGAGGGAGAGAAUGAGAGAGAGAGAGAGAGAGGCAAAAAGAGAGAAAGAUCGCGACAGAGAGAAAAGAGAAUAACGAAAAAGUGGUAAAAGGGGAGCAGUAGACAAGAGAUGAUGACGCGAUAAAUGUAACAGAAGAAGAAAAAAAAAGUUUAGGUUAUAUAUGGAGCAGACUCGUUAGGUAAGGUGUCGCAUACUACAACUAGAAUUAGCAAGUUAAAUUACUUCCCGAUUAGGUACGUAACAACCCUUUGAGGAUAUGUGGGGGUGAUAUGAACUGAAAAAAGGGAAAACAACAAUAAGAAUAAAGUACACAUCCAUACACACAUAAAUACAUACACGCGACACACAUACAAACAACACACACACACAACACACACACACAUAAACACACACACAACACACACAUACACAUAAACACACACACACACACACAGCUGUAGGAUCACAGUGGCGAAAGAGGGGUUUAGCGGAGGCAUUCAAAGGGCAUCAUGGAGAAAGAGCCGGGGCCGAGGGUCGUGCAUGCUCUGCAUAUCUUGUUUUGCCGUCUGUUAGAUGCGCAGAGUAGUUAUAUCCAAAUCCUCAAAGAUUGUUUGAACGGAAUCCUUUUCUUAACACCAUUCGGGCCCCAUUCUUAAACCGAUCGGUGCAGAGAUAGCUGAGGCACACAGAGAAGAUGGGCGUAAAACUUCUCAACACACGGCAACGAUAUAUUUAUUUGUUUACACUCCCCCCCCCCCCCCCCCCCCCAUAAAUGAGCUGACAAUGUUUUGAUAAGUUUAAACAAAAAGAAAAAAUUGCAAAUGUUUCUGCAGCAGCUAGAAUUUCAAAUGCUUUUGUUUUGUUUUUUUUUUACCUUCAAGAAAAUGAUGAAUUCAGUGCUGGAUCAUGUAAGGCAGCCAAAUAUUUUUCUUCUUUCCUUUUCUCCCCUCCUUCUCCGUACUACGCGGAGUGUAAGCUAAGGGCAACACAGAUUGUUACGAUGUAAAACGAAAGAAACAGGAGGAAUCGUUUGAAGAAACACCAAACACGCGUAACCGAGCGUUGCAAAUUGAUUUUCAGCAACUUCAAGCUGGUGCGCACCUCUUGUAAAAAAACAAAAAAAAAAACAAAAGCAAAGAUAAACCGUGUGUGUUUGUGUAUGUGAACCAAGAGCACUAUCAAGGCUAGUUUCCGUCACUUCAUUUCUCUAUUUCAUUUCCACGAAAAUAUUGCACGGUUCGAGCCUCCGAGCCUUACACUAUCAUGAUGCCGUUCUUAGGAGGGGUUGGGGGGGGGGGGGUUUGAGCGAGGAAAACAUGUGUUCUGUAUUAUUACGUUUUUGCCAACUGCACGCUAAAUGGCGGACGUUUUGGGGUGUUUUUUCCGUAUCUUGUAUGGGAAGAAAAGCCAACCCCCCCCUCCCCCUCCACUACAUCAAUGCGGGGGGGUAGCCGAUGCAUCUUAAUUGGGAGGAGUUAGGAGACAGUUUCCUUUUCUUUAUUUUUUUUCUCAUCGCCUUAUUUGUGACAUAAUGUUGACGCGGAAAAGGGCUGUUAAUAAAAUUUUGCUACAUCAGCAUUUAGUAAAAUGUGCAAACAGUUCAACAGCAAAAAAAACACAAUGAUGGUUUAGUUUCUUUUAUUUGCUUCCUGUAAUACGAACGUCCUGAAAGUAGUAGCUCUACAUUUGUGGUUCUCUCCAGUACUCCGGUACUACGCGCUCUCUCUCUCCUACAUAGUUAACAUAGCAAUUGCGUGGCGAAGAUUUUUUAGCUGAAGGUGAGAACAACUUUUGCUCAGAUAAAUUACGGAUGACCGAAUUGCAUGCUUUGCGCCUGCAGCACACGUGUUCUGACUGACCGCACUGUCGAACGGCAGCGCCAAAACUCCCAACAGUUUCAUACAGAUCUCAAUUGCUGUGACCUAAGCCCCUGCGCAAACGGUUUGCCCACAUUUAUGCCGUCCCGAGUUUUCGCAACCGCUGUGUCUCGCCCGGAACUAGCUGUUUGACAGCAGUGCGACCCAGGUACAUUAUGGUGGUGGCGUGAAUAACCGGGUAGAAGAUAGACCUGCACAGAAAAAGACCGAACAAGCGAUGUAACUGAUGAACACUAUCGUAGGUGUCGAUCCUCACACGAAAUUUAAAACGAAAGAUGUUUAGUUUUUUGUUCGAGCGCAGUGCUUCUAAGCUGCACCAUCUACCUUUGCAUUGAACUUUCGCUGAGUGGAGAUAAUUUUACGAAAUUGUUGAACACAUGUUGUGUUAUGUGCGCGUUCUCCUGCUUCCUAGAAGGCUUGGGCAAUUCGGUUCAUUUUCGUGGACGUGAACGUACUAGUUCCUUCAUUUGGAUGAAUUUGAAUGUGAAUCGCGAUUCAUUUGUUCGUUUUAGUUUAUGAAAGUAUGGUAAAUUGUUUCAUUUCACCAGAAGAAUAUAUUUACUUUAUUACAUCUUGAAAAUUGUUUGGCAGACCAGGACAAUCUUUAUUUCGACGGGUAGGAGAUUAAAUUUGUGAACGAUCUGGUCAUACGGUUCACGCGCACAUUUGUAUUGGAUGAGAUGAACGACCUGACUUACCUAGGACGUUCUUCAUUUCGACGGGUAGGACAUUAUUUUCAUGAAUAACUCAGCACAUUAUGAUUUAUAAAGAAUCGAUGAACGGAGAUUAGAUGAACGUCGGCCGUUCGUUCUUUAGGAUGAAUUGAAUCAGUCGUACAGUUCUUGGGGUUCUUGAGGCACAACUCUACUCCCUGCAUGCCUAUCGCCUGAAGCCGCUCGGGCCCGUGUCGGUGCUCGGUCGCAAUAAUCCCGAAGGAAUAAUCGGCAAUACAGGGGUUUUACAGGGGUUCUCAUAGUUGUGGGAUACUUACUGGACUCUUUCUUAUUUGAAGUGCACUUCAUUGGUUGGAAAUUGGACUCUAUGGCACCCUUUACGGACAGGCUCCUUGGAAAUUCUGAUGGGAUUUGUCUACCAAGCGUGCUAUAGAGUCCAAUUCCCACUACAUUAAGUUCAUUUCACGUAAGAAAGAGUCAAUCAAGUGUCCCACAGCUAUGAGAACUCCUGCAAAACGCUGUAACUACAGGAAAAGUUAGGCACCGGCCCAGAGCCGUAUCACGGGCUGCGUCGCUUUUCUCCGUUUUGGAGAACUUACAGCAACGGUCGAAUGUCAUAUGCAAUAAAUAUACUGUUGGGAAAGCAAGGCAAAUAAAGGAACACUGUACGCUAUUGCUGACUUAAGUAUAAGCCCCAGGACGAGCAAUGGACGGUAACCGCAUACAGGAACAAUUCCGCAUAAUAAGUAACCGCUUAAAUCACGGAUAGGGAAGAACUAUGAGAUACAUCGGCGAUUAAGCGAUGCAAAGAUUGGUGGAUUGUCCGUUGGCUGGAAAACUGGACGAACUGCCCAAAUAGGACGGAGAAGAGGCUGAGUUUUUCUUUUUAUUACUGUACGUAGUUUAGAUUUUGUUUGACCUCGAGGAGGAGAUGCAAGAAAGAUAGCAAAACUGCAAGAUCAGCGUUCAGGAAGAGUGUUUCGAUGGAUGUUUAGAGUGAACACAGACGAGUCCCCGAUACAUCUCGAUAAGCUGGCGCAGCAACAGAACAAAUAAAGCUUAAGAAGAUCAGAGACAGCAAUGGA
Messenger RNA from Anopheles coluzzii, 5489 nucleotides. Its product is annotated as casein kinase I-like. Bases 648 to 1643 code for a protein of 331 amino acids. Gene Ontology annotation, biological process: signal transduction; negative regulation of canonical Wnt signaling pathway; peptidyl-serine phosphorylation. Gene Ontology annotation, molecular function: ATP binding; protein serine/threonine kinase activity. Gene Ontology annotation, cellular component: nucleus; cytoplasm. The record is from RefSeq and is a predicted model, not a curated record. Lineage: Eukaryota; Metazoa; Arthropoda; Insecta; Diptera; Culicidae. The transcript is spliced from 3 exons.